Schistosoma margrebowiei is the source of this 908-nucleotide messenger RNA. NCBI's taxonomy places the organism in Eukaryota, Metazoa, Platyhelminthes, Trematoda, Strigeidida, Schistosomatidae. The record is from the annotation of a GenBank genome assembly.
AUGGCUGUUUUGUCGUUGUUUGACCCCUUAAUACUAGAACAUAUCAACUGUUCUGAAUUGAUCAAGAAACAUGUAGUCCAUAUAAACUUUCAGAGUCCUAAAACGAUUCCGAAAAUACGGCCUCUAUUAUCAUCUGAUUAUGAUUAUCUUGCUUUAUUAAAACAGUUAACCGUAGUUGGGAAGAUAGAACAGAGAGAAUUCGAUGAAAGAUUUUCUUUGAUGGCCUCUUGCUUGGAUACAUAUUUUAUUGUAGUUUUAGAAGAUGCUACAACAAGUAGAAUCAUUGGGGCAGCAACUCUCUUCAUAGAGUUAAAGUUCAUUCACCAAUGUUCGAAGCGUGGUCAUAUUGAGGAUGUUAUAGUUGAUUCAAGAUAUCGCGGGAUGAAUUUUGGAAGACUAAUUUUUACUUCGAAGUGAUUUGUUUCUGUUUUUAUGAUCUUCCUGAUUGAAGAUUAUCUCAAUUUCAACAAUUUAUCUUAUCACACUGAACCUUGGCUUUUCAUGAUGAAUAUUCAAGCCCUCUACAACAGAACUAAUAUUAGUUACCCUGAUAAAAAAAAUAACGUUAUUUUACCUCAUUAUUACCAUGUUUAGUGAAAAAAAAUAUCACUAUCAUUGAAAGUAAUAUCAUUUCAGAAAAAUAAAUAUGUAUAUUUGUGAUUGUACAACUUUGAAAAUGAAUUCAACGAAAAAGGUAGAACUCUUCACUGAAAUUAUUCUUACUUACAUUAUAUUUUAAUGGAUAUAUUUCGUAUUACAAUUAGUCAAAAUAAGGCAUACAUAAACACGUCAAUUAAACAAAAUAUUAAAUGAGUAAACUUUUGCAUUUGGUUACUCAAUUAAUUCGAUAUAACAUUUCUUUUAAUAUGCAUUUUAUUUACAAGAUAUAUGGUAUUCUAUUGAUUGGA